AUGGACUUGUCCCAUUUAACAAGGCCAGGCAUUCUCGGCCAGUGCUCCCGGUGCUCGAGCUCGCUGGCCGCACUGGAAAAUGAAUGGGCCAAGCUGUCCAAUGCCUACUCAAUCCCUACAGCAUGGCUCAGCGUCGACCUCCACCGCAUCUCCGUGUCAUCGGAGCGCAAACAGAUUCCAAACACAUCUGACAUGACUCUGCUACGCGGGCGCGUCAUUCAGGAGGUAUCUUGCAAGCUAUGCCAGCAGAGGAUGGGGGUGCUGUGUCCCCUGGAUAACGGAAUGAACAUUUUGUGGAAAAUGUCUAAAGUCGCGUUCAGAGAAAUUGUCACCAUGCGCACCGUCCAGCCCCUAUACAAACAAGGGGCCCUCGAACGAUUGAUUUGCCCGCCGAAAGAACCUUUGCGCCGAGACUCGGAUUUACUACAAGACAGUGCGCUGGUACCAGCCGGUUGUAACGACCCGGCAUCUGUCGACCCGUCUAUGCAAAAGCAAAUGCUACACCAAGGCAGAAGCAUUGAUCAAAUAUCAAAUUCGGUGAAUCACCUUCAGGAUACAAUGUCGGAUCUCAAACACUCUUUUACGGCGCUUCGAAUUGAGCUGAAUGGACCCAGCAGGAACAUUGGGGAUGGAUCUCGGCUUGAUGGAAAUGACUUCGAUAUGAUCGCGACGGUUCUCAAAGAGCUCAAGUCCAAAUCGGAAGAGAUUGAAAAGCUGAAGUUGGAGAUCGAGGCUCUCAAAUUGAAGAAUCGAUACAUGGGGGUGGCUCCCCCGCCGCCGCAACAAGACUCACUGUCAGUCAUGAAUAUGAAUGCUGCCCUUCCAGAGGUUAGGAGCCCGGGAUUGCUCCAGGCGGGUCGCAAGCGCACCUGGCCCGACGCAUUCCCGAUCGAUCGCCAACAAGCUAUCGCGGACUCUUUUGAUGAGGAUGACAUGGUGGAUGAUUUCGCGCUUUCUGACCCCGCAUUGAUCACUGCUCGCGUUCCGCUUAGCGAUCGGAGGUCACCACCCAUCACCCAUGACGAUACCGCAGAAACUGAGGCGGGGCCCGCGGAGUCCCAGGUCGAGAUUUCUGGAAAGCUUCCUCAGUUCAUAGCCACACUUCCGACUCAGUCCCAAUCCCCUCCACAGCCCACAUCGAAACGUCCGCGACUAAAUCAGCAAUCCGAAAAUGGAGCACAGCCAGCGGCUGCCGGGCCAGCCCCCGCCCAGAAACGAGGACGACCUCGAAAAUCGAUCAGUCAACCGAAUAACCCUGGCACUGCCGAGUCACCAGCCACGGCACCAACCAGCACACAAGAUGAUACUGAACCAAAGUCUUCAUCAGGUACACUGCGGCGUCGACAGUCCCGUCGCAGCCUUCACGAACAAUCCACAGGUCCGAUUCCCAACAACGAAAAUGGGGACAACAGAACUCAGCUACCACAGGGCCCGAGUCAUGCCUCUGACGCUCAGUCGGCACCGAACAAAAAGAGUAAACGCAACACUGGCUCGCCGAAUGGAACCCGCAAUGGCGCUCCGGAUAACAGUGCAGAUGAGGCUGCUAUGAAUGAGAAGCGGAAAGCAAAGGUCGCGGCGCGGGACGUCAUGGCUAAAAUGGCUUUACAACACGAGGAGGCAUUGGAGGCCGGAAACACUCGAUAG
Messenger RNA from Penicillium olsonii, 1644 nucleotides. The record is from the annotation of a GenBank genome assembly. NCBI's taxonomy places the organism in Eukaryota, Fungi, Ascomycota, Eurotiomycetes, Eurotiales, Aspergillaceae.